AUGAAGAUAUCAACCCAUGGAUAUGUUUUGUUAUCCAUCCUUUUGUUAAUCAUUUCCAUUACUGCUAUUGAUAUUAAUGGAGACGAAAAUGCAGAUUACAAUUACAUGUCCAAACUUUUGAAAGCACUAACCCCAACUCCCUCUAACUGGUCUAACAACACUCACUACUGCAGAUGGAACGGCAUUGUUUGUGAUCAGUCUCAUCGAAUUCGAAACAUCACGCUUCCAUCAAGUUCACUCACUGGUACACUCCCUUCCAACCUCAACUCUCUCUCUUAUCUAACCCACAUCGACCUCCACAACAACUCACUCACCGGUACUUUGCCUGAUUUGUGUCACCUCGACUCACUUGAAACCGUGCACCUUGGUCACAAUAACUUCACCGAAAUCACUACCGGUUGCCUUACAAGCUCAAAUAUACAAACCUUCAACCUUAGCAAUAACUUGAAUAUCCGAUCCUGGAUGUUUCCUAGGCCUCAUUUUGAGGGGUGUGAGUAUCUGCAAUACCUCGAUCUAGAAGCCACAAAUAUGGAAGGUGACAUCCAGUUGGUAGAGUUCGGUUCAUUUCCAGAUUUGCAUACCUUUGUUGUUUCUCACAACAACCUCACCGGAACUCUGCCAGUGUCUCUUGGGAAAUCUAAAGUAAAGUAUUUGCGGUUCAAUGACCAAGGGGAAUACAGUGGGUUUUCGGGUAGAAUUGACGUUAUAUCAUCCAUGAGUAAUUUGUCUCAGGCGUGGCUUCAGAACAACACAUUCACAGGUUCAAUACCCAACAUGUCCAAUUGCACUCAUUUGUUUGAUUUACAACUUGAGUCAAAUUCCUUAAUUGGUUUGGUGCCACCUUCAUUGCUCUCUCUAUCUAGCUUGAAGGACCAAUACCUGAGUUUCACAAAGGUGUUAAGGCAACUUGGGAUGGAAAUAAUUUUUGUAGAAGCGAUGCAGGACCAUGUGAUCCACAGGUUACGAAUUUAUUUGAAAUUUUUGAAGCUUUUGAGUAUCCUUAUUUUUUGUCAAUUAAAGGGAACAAUGCUUGUACCGGCGGGUAUCUUGGUUUAGGGGGAAUUAUUUCUCCUGCAUUUUCCAAUUUAACAAGUUUAGUCAAAUUGACUCUUGCUGGUAAUAAUUUGACACAUUCAAUACCACACAGUCUUUACAACUUUGCCUCAACUUCAGCUUCUUGACGUUUCUGAUAAUAAUCUGACUGAACAAGUUCCCAAAUUUCCAUCCAAGGUCAAGUUAAAUACCACAGACAAUGCUUUGCUUGGCUUAAAUAUGUCUAGACCAACACAUAGACCUGUUUGGAUUGCAGGGGCAUCGGUGUUAAGUGUUGGAUUUGUCAUACUUGUGCUGAUUAUUUGUAAACAUAAGAGGUAUCAUAUUUUAGUAUAUAGGUGGAUCUUCAAGAAAACAAUAAAAUCUACUGAC
This is a messenger RNA of Medicago truncatula (barrel medic), 1425 nucleotides long. RefSeq names its product receptor-like kinase TMK4. Lineage: Eukaryota; Viridiplantae; Streptophyta; Magnoliopsida; Fabales; Fabaceae. Gene Ontology annotation, molecular function: protein binding. The record is from RefSeq and is a predicted model, not a curated record. Bases 1 to 1056 code for a protein of 351 amino acids. The transcript has 2 exons.